UCCAUCUUGAAUGCAAAGAUAUUGGCUUGGGCCAAAUCUGAGUCGCUGUCUUGCUCCAGAUUAACUCCUCCCCUGCUUCACCCAAAAAACCCGGACUUCCAUUUCUCUGUAGAAAUAGAAAUGGCCAUGUCCAACUUCCUGUGCCCCACAGCCCCUCUUCGCCUCUCCCACAGACCCUUUAUUCACUCCUCCCCAUUCUCUCUAAACCACCAAUCUCUUCUCACUCUCACCCACCUCUCAACCAACCCAGUCAAACCCAGAAGACUCCUGACCACCCAAUCCAAGGGUGACGACUCAGUCGACGUCCCCGACCGCUUAAUCGCCGCCGUCUGUUACUUCUACCCCUUCUUCGACGGCAUACAAUACGGUAAAUAUGUGAUCACUCAGUUCACCGCCAUUCAAGCUCUGAUUAACCCCUUGGUGCCGGCUAUACGGGUCUUCAAGAGCUUCCCCUUUAAUGGGUUCUUGGUGUUUUUAACCCUCUACUUUGGUGUUGUUAGGAACCAGAACUUUAGUAGGUAUGUGAGGUUCAAUACCAUGCAAGUCAUUGUGCUUGAUGUGCUGCUCAUUUUCCCUGAUCUUCUGGAGAGGAGCUUCAAUCCCAGAGAUGGGUUGGGAUUGGAUGUGCUGAUGAGCUUGGAUAGUACCGUCUUCCUUUUCCUCUUGGUGUGUUUGAUUUAUGCGUCUUCUUCUUGCUUGUUGGGUCAGGUGCCCAGAUUGCCCAUUGUAGCUGAAGCUGCUGAUAGGCAAGUUCCUUGAGUUGAGCUCAUUCUUUUGUAGCAAAUUGUGGUGAUUUGUUGUCAAGGCAAAGUUCCUGGAGCUGUUUUGUAGCCAAUUGUGAUUUUUGGGUUACUGAUUAUGCUUAGCCACAAAAGGGUAGAAACUCAUGUUGUUGUUGUCAUUGCGCUUUAUAUGCUUUUGGAUUUUGACUGAAAUUGAUGACAUUAGAUUGGUUCAGGUACAAUUAAAGAGCUAUUUAUUACACUCUAUCAUUCUGCAAAGAGUUUAAUUCAUUG
Messenger RNA from Rosa rugosa (rugosa rose), 1016 nucleotides. Its product is annotated as protein TIC 20-v, chloroplastic. The record is from RefSeq and is a predicted model, not a curated record. The coding region runs from base 121 to 759 and encodes 212 amino acids. The transcript has a single exon. NCBI's taxonomy places the organism in Eukaryota, Viridiplantae, Streptophyta, Magnoliopsida, Rosales, Rosaceae.